This is a messenger RNA of Pseudonaja textilis, 7710 nucleotides long. The record is from RefSeq and is a predicted model, not a curated record. Lineage: Eukaryota; Metazoa; Chordata; Lepidosauria; Squamata; Elapidae.
AUGCAAAAUUAUGGCACACAGACCGCCAAUUUACAGAUUCAAAUUACUGGUGUCUUUGACCAGACUACCGUCACUGUUUCUGUGCCGUGCAACGUUUGUGUAAAGGAAUUUACGAAGACCGUUACCGUGUACAAAGGAAAGCUGCAGUCCGUUGUCCUCCCACCCUCUAUCGAAAUUAAAGGUAGCAAAAUAUUCCCCAACGUGGUGCGCAUCUCUGCAGACCAAGACAUCUCAGUGGUCUCUUUGAACUCCAAGCCUCUGAGUACUGAAAUUGCACAACUCUUUCCUAGGAGCCUUUCAGGAACUGAGCAUUAUGUGGUCACCCCAACAGGAGGUCCCACUGGCUCUUUCCCGGAGUUUGCGGUCUUAUCUUAUGAAGGGCCUAAUGUGGUGGACAUCUAUUUGACGGCCCAGGUGACCUUCAAUGGGAAAACGUACACUGCUGGAAGUAAACUCACCGUAACACUACAGGCUUUGCAAGGAAUCCAGCUGCAAGGAACAGGGGAUCUUUCCGGCACCAGAAUUGUCUCCCAGACCUCUGUGGUAGUCUUAGCAGGUCAUACCUGUUCAUGGAAAUACAACAAAUGUAACCAUGUAUUUGAGCAGCUCCAACCAGUGAAGGCAUGGGGGAAGAACUACAUAGUCCCACCAAUACCUUGGCAGGCGAAGAGUGACAUCGUCUUUAUUUCAGCCUCCCAAACCACAGCCAUACAAUACCAAAUGGGUGCCCAAAAGCAGGCAGUAAUCCUGAAUGGUGGGCAAGUCCUGCCAAUCAACAUGUUGUCUAAAACAGCGUUAUUCGUGCAAGCCGAUGUGCCCUUUCAAGUACUUUUCUACAGCACAGGCGCUGCUUACCAAAACCUUUUGUACGACACUUUUUUGAUAGGGAUUCCAGAUACCAGCAUGUACAGCCAGACGUAUAGUGUGAUUGGCCAGGCUAAUUUUCAGAACUUUGCCAUUUUGGUGGUGGAGACUCAGCAGAUCAAUGGGCUGCUAGUAGGAGGCCGGCCCCUACCUAUGUUGCAAUGGACUCCGAUUCCUGGCACAGUUUUCUCUUGGGCCUUGUAUCAGUUGCAGGUGGCACUUGUCCCCUACAGAGUGGAACAUCCAAAUUCACCAUUUGGCCUUCUCAUUUUCGGUGUGACCAGCCAGAACAGCUACGGGACUGUUGGCUCUAGUAUGCAAGGUCCUCUCACCUGCAGCCAUGUCCUGUGUCAAAAGGGCCUUGAAUGCAAGAUGAUCAAUGGUGCACCGCUCUGUGUGCCAACUUCGAACGGUACCUGCUGGAUCUGGGGCGACCCUCACUACAAUACAUUUGAUAAGCGCAAGUACGAUUUCCAAGGGACCUGCACCUACACAAUUGCCAAGACGUGCGGCAAUAACUUCGGACUCCCGUCUUUCCACAUCUAUGCUAAGAAUGGAAACAGAGGGAGUAAACGUGUCUCCUAUGUCGAGAUGGUGACCAUUGAGGUUUAUGGAUACAUGAUCACAAUCACCAGAUCAGAAAAUAGUUUUGUGAAGGUAAAUGGCAUUCGGGCACAUCUCCCCAUCUACCUAAAUGGUGGCUCUCUCCAGAUCUUCCAAAGUGGAGGUUCUGCUGUAGUGGUCACUGAAUUUCAUCUCCGGAUGUCUUAUGACUGGAACCAACAACUACGCGUCACCAUCAGCAGUACUUUUCAGGGAAGUCUCUGUGGCCUUUGCGGGAACUAUAAUGAUGAUCCUGGAGAUGACUUCCAAACUCCAGCAGGAAUGAAGGCCCCAGAUGCCAACGCCUUUGGCAAGAGUUGGAAGGUGGAUGUUGGCGACCAAGACACAUGUUGGGAUGAUUGCCAUGGGCCUUGCGUGCCUUGCCAAGCUGAUCAGGCCCAGAAAUACCAGUCUGAGCAAUAUUGUGGUUUAAUAAAGUCUCCCGGUGGUCCCUUCUCUCCUUGCCAUUCUAAAGUGGACCCUGACUUCUACCUUGAAGGUUGUGUUUAUGAUGUUUGUGCCAAUGAAGGACACAGACAAUCGGUAUGUGAUGCCCUGGAGUCUUACGCAGAUGCCUGCCAGAAACAUGGGGUCCAGAUUGGUGAAUGGAGAAAAUUGGCCGGAUGCUUACCGGAGUGUCCUCCCAACAGUCAGUACCAGCAAUGUGGAACAGCCUGCCCAGCCACCUGCCUAGAUGAACAAACUCAACAGCAGCUCCUCUGCCCAGCGGUGUGCGUAGAAGGUUGUCAAUGCCUACCAGGUUAUGUGCUGAGCCAGGGCAAAUGCAUCCCUAAGUCCAGUUGUGGAUGUCUGCAUGAAGGCUACCUCUAUGCACCCAAUGAGGUUUUCUGGGCCGACGAUAAGUGCACAACGAGAUGUGUGUGCAACCCAGCCACGAAUCGGGUUGAGUGCACCCAACAAACUUGCAAAUCCUCAGAAAAAUGCCUAGUUAUAAAAGGGGUGAGGGACUGCUACCCUAUUGACUUUGUUAGCUGCAAAAUUCAUGGUGAUCCCCACUACUUGACCUUCGACAAGUAUAAAUUUGAUUUCCAAGGACCCUGCGCCUACGUCCUCACUGAAGUGUGUGAAAAACCCAUGGAUCUGAACUGGUUUGGUGUUUAUGUCCAGAAUGAAUAUCGGGGAAACCGUGCUGUGUCCUGGACCCGGAGUGUACAAAUCAACGUCCACGGCAUUGAGAUCAUAAUCAGUAGACAAUAUCCUGGGAAAGUCUUGGUUGGCGGUAUAUUGACCUGCCUGCCUUAUAAUGCUGUUGGAAACAGAGUCAAGAUAUAUCGGAGAGGCCCCAGUGCUGUGGUCGAAACUAAUUUUGGCCUCACAGUCAGCUUUAAUUGGGACCACCAACUCACAGUCACCAUACCCGGCACAUAUAGAAAUACGCUCUGUGGCCUGUGUGGGAAUUUCAACAACAUACCUGCGGACGAUGCUCUUGUGCCCGGAGGGAUCCUUGUUCCCCAAAUCCCCGUGUUUGGUGCUAAAGGCACCAAGGCAGUUGACCCAAGCUGCAAACAGGUCAUAGAUCCCGCCUGCCCUGGAGUGGACAUCUUAGCAAAACAGCAGCGGGCUUCAGGACGGGAAUGUGGUCUCAUCGUAGCCGUCAACGGGCCUUUCAGAGAAUGCCACGGCCAGGUGGAUCAAGAAGCCGCCUUCCAGGACUGCAUCUAUGACUCCUGUUUCCUCAAGGGACGCUACGCCUUCGUUUGCGCAGCCAUCGCCAAUUAUGCCUUGGCCUGCCAAGCUGCUGGCAUCACCAUAUACCCCUGGAGAACUCCAACCUUUUGCCCUCCACGUUGUUCUGCCAACAGUCACUAUGAACUUUGUGCUAAACAAUGCGACCAGGCUUGUAGCAGCCUCUAUUUCCCAGCUCCUUGCCCCGCCAAGUGUCAAGAGGAUUGUGUCUGCAAUGACAACUUUGUUCGGAGUAACGACGUGUGUGUACCGAUGGCGAAGUGUGGCUGCCUCCAUCAAGGGCGCUACUAUCCAGUCUCCGAAGUGUUCUAUCCAACUUGCCAAGAACGUUGUGUCUGCCAGGCUGGUGGCAACGUGGUGUGUGAAGUGACCCCUUGUGGUCCCAAUGAAGUAUGCCAGCUACAAGAUGGACACCAGAAAUGCUAUCCCACUGGAAGUGCCACCUGUUCUCUUGUUGGAGAUCUCUACCUCACUUUUGAUGGGCUGCCCUUUGACUUCCAAGGCACCUGCUCUUACAUCCUAAGCAAGUCGGUGUUCACCACAAAGGUUGCGAACCUGCCACCUUUUACUGUAGUGAUACAGAAUCAGGUCUCAGGGAACGGAAACAUCGCAGUGCCCAAGGUGGUCACGGUGGAGACGUUGAACUUUGCACUUUCUCUGUUGCAAGACAAGUGGGGAUAUGCGCAGGUAAAUGGCGUACUCCGUCGCCUCCCCGUAAACCUUUUGGAUGGCAAGCUUCGAAUCUAUCAGCAUGGCUUUUAUCAGGUGAUCGAGGCUUUCUUUGGUGUUACGGUGAUCUUUGACCUCUCCUACAACGUGAGAAUCACUGUUCCCAACAACUACAAGGAUCAGCUGGGUGGCUUAUGUGGCAACUACAACGGACAGCCGCAAGACGAUCUUCAGCUACCAGAUGGCACAGUGGUCUCCGAUGUGGCUGUGUUCACUGCUGCCUGGAAAAUCCAGACCCCUGGCAUCUCCUGCACAGAUGGGUGCUUUGGGGAGAAUUGCCCGAUUUGCACGGAGGCGAAGGAAGAGUUUUUUAAGCAACGCUCAUUCUGUGGGAUCCUUACAGCCACCGAUGGGCCUUUCAGCUCGUGCCAUGGGGUUGUAGAUCCCACGGCCUAUCUAAACCAUUGCGUCCUCGAUUUGUGCAUUGGCGGUGGGGACAGACAAAUCUUAUGUCAUAGCAUCCAGAGCUAUGUGGCAGCCUGCCAAGGAGCCAAGGUCACCAUCCAGCCUUGGAGGAGCCCAGAAUUCUGUCCAAUAACCUGUCCAGCCAAUAGCCAUUACACCACCUGUUCUAAUAUCUGUGAAGUCACCUGUGCUGGGCUUACGGAUCACCUUCCGUGUCCGGAGACCUGUGUUGAAGGUUGUCAGUGUGAUGAUGGCUUCUUCUCAGACGGCCUCAAAUGCAUCCCCUUGGAUGAGUGUGGCUGCUUUGAAAACAACGUAUACUAUCCGCCUAAUGUGCCCACCUUGCAAAAUAAUUGCAAGGAGAAAUGUGUCUGCACUCCAGAAGGAUUCUUCUGUGAAGACCACGCUUGUGCCGCCAGUGAAGACUGUGUGACAAAAGAUGGAGUUAUGCAGUGCCAGAACAUAGAUCCUUGCAAAGUUAAGCUUUGCCGUCCCAAGGAGACAUGUCAGGUUAAGGAUGGACAGGCUGUUUGCGUCCCGGAUUAUACAGGGCACUGUUGGUGCUGGGGGGACCCCCAUUGUCAUACCUUUGAUGGCUACAGCUAUGAUUUCCAAGGCACUUGUUCCUAUGUGCUCGUUCAGUCGACGGGCGUUGAUCAAAGCCUUGUACCCUUCUCCGUGGUGGUAAAGAACGAAAACCGAGGGGACAACAAAGCGGUCUCCUAUGUCAAACUUGUUACCUUACGUGUGUAUGAGCAAGUCAUCAGCAUCCAUAAACAAGAAAAUGGCAGAGUCCGGGUUAAUGGUGUGACCUUCAACCUUCCCAUAACUCUUCUGGGAGGUAAAAUCCGGAUCUUCUCCAGUGGCAACUUUGCCAACCUGCAGAGCGACUUUGGUCUACUGUUGACCUAUGACUGGAACUGGAAAGUAGACGCCCACCUGUCUAGCAGCUAUUAUGGAAACACCGGGGGACUUUGCGGUAACUUCAAUCAGCUGCCAGGGGAUGAGUUGAGAAGCCCAGAGGAUUUCCUGAUGCCCAGUGUGGUCACCUGGGCUACUUCCUGGAAAGUGGAAGAUGGGGAUCCCCUUUGUUUCCAUGAGUGCAGCGGAAAAUGCCCUACCUGUGAUCAACAACAGCUGGCCAAAUACAAAACCGACGGGUAUUGUGGGAUAGUCUCUGUCUCAAAUGGACCCUUCCAGGAUUGCCAUGCUGUUCUGGAUCCCAGCAUUAUCCUAGACAACUGUGCUUUGGAUGUUUGUAUGAACGGAGGAGACCAUGGCAUCCUGUGCCAAGCUGUGAACUCUUAUGCUGAAGCUUGCCGUACGAAAGGAGUCCGAGUUGGUGACUGGAGAACCCCCAUCAAUUGCCCUCUCCCUUGUCCUGAAAAUAGCCACUAUGUGCAGUGUGGAAGUAGGUGUCCAGCCACAUGUUCCUCCCGCAACACGCCUUGCACAUUGGAAUGUGUGGAAACCUGCCAGUGUAACGACGGCUACAUCCUUAGCGUCGACAAAUGUGUGCCCAUUGAAAGCUGUGGUUGCACGCACAAAGGCGUCUACUAUAAACCCGAAGAGGAAUUCUGGAACAAGGACUGCACAUUGCGCUGCAAAUGUGAUUCCAGGUUUGGGGCCGUGGUGUGUUCCCUAGCUGCUUGUCAAACUGGGGAGCAGUGCAAACAAGUCAACGGAGUCCAAGGGUGCUACUCUAGUGCCUCCACCUGUAUCUCUGCAGGAAACUACCAGUACACCACCUUUGAUGGUUAUGGCUAUAGGUUUGAGGGCCGCUGCAUUUACCAACUGUCUAAAGUCUGCCUUCCCAGGCCUGAUCUCAUACCAUUUGACCUCUCGGCUCAGAACAACGUAGCUCCUGAAGGCCGUGCAGUUAUAUUAAAAGUGUACGGAAAGAGCAUUGUUGUCCGUACCGACCAGGUGCAGGUGGAUGGCGAGCCAGUAAAUCUGCCAUUCAACUAUGAGGAGAAAAUUAAGGUUCAUUCUGACGGGCACCAAUUUGUCAUUGACACACAGUUUGGCCUGGUGGUCAAACUCUUCAAGGAAAAUCUCAACAUUGAAACAACCGUGCCCUCAAGCUUUGCAGGACAUCUGUGUGGACUGUGUGGAAACGCCAAUGGAAACUUGGCUGAUGAGACGAUGCAAGAAUAUGGGGAAAACUGGUUUGUAGGAUGCUCUCCGAGCUGUUCCCCGAAGUGCCCUCCCUGCUCAUCCACUGAACUAGAAAGCUAUCAACAAGAUUCAUUCUCUCAAUACUGCCCAGCGAACUCUCAGUACGAACUCUGUGGGACCCGCUGUGCUGCUACCUGUGAAAACCCACAGCUUCCGCUUACGUGCAAGGCGCCUUGCGGCGAAGGUUGCAUCUGUAGACCGGGCUUCAUCUUGAAUGGGAACCUGUGCGUACCACUCCAGGAAUGCGUCUGUGAGUUCGAGGGCAUAUACUACAAGAAAGGAGAGGAAUUCUUCUCCAACGUUUUCUGCCGGAAACAGUGCCGAUGCAUGGAAGAUGGAACCGUUCAGUGUCACGACUUCUGCUCCGACGAGGACGCCUGCAAAGUGGUGAAUGACGUCUCAGUUUGUUUCCCCAGGGAACCAGGCACCUGCUAUGUGCUGGAUGGUUGGAAUUAUGUCACCUUUGAUGGCGUGCAAUAUUCGCUGCCGGUUCUUUGCUCCUACAUCCUCGCCCAAAGUGACGAGAGGCACAAGUUCUCCGUUGUCCUCUCAGCUGGAUUCACUGGCAUUGAAGAAGUCAAGAUCCAGGUUUCUGAAUACAGUGUCGUUUUUCAAAGAGGCAAGGCCGGGGAAAUUUUGGUCAAUGGAGAACGUCUUCCCUUGCCAGCUGACUUUGGAGACGUCUCGGUGAGACAAGAGGGGAAAGUUGUGCUACUUCGUAACAAUUUUGGCCUGCGGGUUUUUUAUGACCACAGCGAUUGGGUGGCAGUAUCUGUAUCUGGUUCCUACCAGGGCCUCUUGAAGGGGCUUUGUGGCAACUUCAACAAGGACGAGAAUGACGAAUUCUUCUUGCCUGGAGGGAAGCCAGCCCAAGAUUUGACCGAAUUUGGAAACUUUUGGAAAAUUGCAGGUGGCAGAUGCUUGGAAACCUGCAAGGAGAAAUGCUCUGAGUGUGACAACACUAUGGAAGCAAAAUUCCAAAGCAAAGAGUUUUGUGGGUUGAUCCCAGCUGUCCCAGGUCCAUUCAGUAGAUGUCACGCCAUCGUUAACCCAGAUCACUACUUCAAGUACUGCGUGGCCAGGCUGUGUUCCAGUUAUGGAGCGACAGAAUCGCUCUGCCAAAGCCUUCAGGCCUAUGCUACGGCUUGUCAACUGGCUGGUGCCACCAUUGAUGCAUGGAGACCAUUCACCCCUUGUGAAAAGGAGGCUUCAAACCUCUUCUAG